AUGCGCUGCAUCCUCAUCAAGGACGGCAAGGGGCCCGUCGAGAACCUCUACCUCGGCGAGGAGCCGACGCCGAGCCCCAAGAAGGGCGAGGUGCUGGUCAAAACUUUCGGCCUCAACCGCAUGGACCUCCUCCAGCGUGAGGGCAAGUACAACCUCCCCCCGCAGGCUAGUAAGACUGUCCUCGGCGUCGAGUUUGCCGGGACCAUCACGGAGCUCGGCGAGGGCGCGUCGCAGUACAAGGUCGGCGACGAGGUGUUUGGACUUGCUUUUGGUGGCGCAUACGCCGAGUACAUCGCAAGCCCCGAGGCCAUGCUCCUCCCCAAGCCCAAGGAGCUGAGCUGGGUGCAGGCCGCCGCUCUCCCCGAGAACUGGAUGACUGCGUACCAAGCCCUCUUCCUCGAAACGGGCCUGAAGGAGGGCGAGAACGUCCUGAUCCACGCCGGCGCCUCCGGCGUCGGCGUCGCGGCAAUCCAGCUGGCGCUGCAGACCGGCAAGGCCGGCAAGGUAUUCACGACGUGCGGCAGCGACGACAAAGUGGCCUUCCUGCAGAAACUGGUGGACAACGACCCGCGCCUGCACGUGAUCAACUACCGGACGCAAGACUUUGAGGAGGAGAUCAAGAAGAGCGACUCGGGCGUCGACGUCGUCGUCGACUUUAUCGGCAAAGACUACUUCCAGCGCAACUUGUCCGUGAUGCGCCGCGACGCGCGCAUGGUCCUCCUCGCGUUCAUGAGCGGCGCCGUUGUCGACAAGGCCAACAUCGCCAUGUUCCUCGCCAAGCGCCUCCAGCUCCGCGGGUCCACCCUCCGCUCCCGCACGCUCGAGUACCAGGCCGACCUGCUCCAGCGGUUCAGGGAGCACGCGCUCCCCCUCAUCGUCGCAGGCAAGUACAAGAUCGAGGUGUACAAGACGUUCCCGUGGACCGAGGUCAUCGAGGGCCAGAAGGAGAUGGCGGCGAACAAGAACUCGGGCAAGAUCAUCUUCGAGGUUACCAAGUAGAAAAAGAGCAGCAUGCAGGCAGGUUGAUGGUGAUGGUGAUGGAGAACGGCGAGUACAUGGCUG
This is a messenger RNA of Cutaneotrichosporon oleaginosum, 1062 nucleotides long. RefSeq lists its product as uncharacterized. The record is from RefSeq and is a predicted model, not a curated record. NCBI's taxonomy places the organism in Eukaryota, Fungi, Basidiomycota, Tremellomycetes, Trichosporonales, Trichosporonaceae. Gene Ontology annotation, molecular function: oxidoreductase activity, acting on NAD(P)H; NADPH binding.